Messenger RNA from Monosiga brevicollis MX1, 1460 nucleotides. RefSeq lists its product as uncharacterized. Bases 23 to 1222 code for a protein of 399 amino acids. The transcript is spliced from 2 exons. The record is from RefSeq and is a predicted model, not a curated record. NCBI's taxonomy places the organism in Eukaryota, Choanoflagellata, Craspedida, Salpingoecidae.
AGAAUCGACACACACUCACAGCAUGAUGACCUCUCACCGCGCCGGGCCCUGGCUCGUCACGUGCAGCGCUUUGGUUGCCUGUUUGCUGGCGAGCCAUGUGGAGGAGUCGACGCUGGCCGUCGACCUUCAGUAUGCGCUGCAUCCCCCGCGAUUCAGCACGCAUGUCGUCACCACGUUGGCCCAAUUUGCGAGCUCAGUGUUUGCGGCUGAUUUGAACAACGAUGGUUAUCUCGACAUUCUCAGCGCGACUGUUCGGGGCAAGGUUGAGUGGUACCGCAACCAUGCGGAUGGCACCUUUUCCAACCCAAUCAGCAUCUCCACGAUCAUGAGCCGGACGCAGUCGGUGUACGCCGCGGACCUGGACAACGAUGGUAGCCUUGAUGUUUUGAGUGGCAGCAUCAACGACAACAACGUUGUGUGGUGGCGCAACAACGGCAACGGUACCUUCAUGAACGAGAUGCUCAUCUCCGAUGCUGUCGAUUUUACCAGCAUGGUAUAUGCAGCCGAUCUGAACAAUGACGGCCGUCUCGAUGUUCUCAGCGCCAGUCGUGAUGACAAUAAGGUUGCAUGGUACCCCAAUAACGGCGAGGGCAGCUUCUCCGAUCAGAGGAUCAUCACGCUCAACGCCCUGGGGGCUUCGUCAGUGUAUGCAGCUGACUUGGACGGGGACGGCCACCUCGACGUUCUCAGCGCAAGCAGCGGUGACAACAAAUUGGCGUGGUACCGCAACGAUGGCAAUGGCACCUUCUCUGGUGAGCUUGCCAUCACGACGGAAGCCGACGACGCGGUCACUGCUCACGCGGCUGACCUGGAUGGCGAUGGCCACCUCGAUGUUCUCGGUGCCAGCGUGGGCGAUGACAGAGUUGUGUGGUAUCGCAACCAAGGCAAUGGUACUUUUACCGGCCCCAUCGUCAUCACCACCACCGCCAGCAAUCCCAGCUCGCUCUAUGCUGUAGACUUGGACAACGAUGGCCGUCUUGACGUCCUGGGCACGAGCGAGCUUGAUAACAAGGUUGCCUGGUACCGCAACAAUGGCGACGGAACCUUCUCGAGUGAGAAUGUCAUUUCCACCGCUGCCGCUGGUGCCAGUUCAGUCUAUGCGGCGGAUUUGGACAAUGACGGCAGCAUUGACGUCCUCAGUGCCAGCAGUAGAGACGACAAAAUUGCGUGGUACCGCAACGAUAACCCCAUGGCAAAGUUCCGCUCACGACAAACCGAAUGAGCUCACGCUCAGGCAGUCGGCAAAUCGAAUGCGGCUUUCAUCACACCAGCUCCCUUUGUCUUGUCGAUUCGUGUGCCCCAUCUAAAUCACCAACCAAGGUUCUCUCCCACACUUUCGCACAUGCCGCACACAAGCGCACACAAGCACACCGAUGCCCCUUGCCUGUGACCUUGUUCUUCCUGCUUCACAUCAAGUUGUGUAACAUUAUAUAUCCCCCCUUAAUCGAACAUUCAAUCGU